Molecule: messenger RNA, 1928 nt
Organism: Boleophthalmus pectinirostris (great blue-spotted mudskipper)
Lineage: Eukaryota; Metazoa; Chordata; Actinopteri; Gobiiformes; Gobiidae
Gene: slc6a11b
Product: solute carrier family 6 member 11b
Exons: 15
Coding region: 90-1928 (612 amino acids)
Biological process (GO): sodium ion transmembrane transport
Cellular component (GO): membrane
Source: RefSeq, a predicted model, not a curated record
AAGUGCAGUACACGUCUACAGACACCAGAUGGCACCGGUGCUGCAGUGGUGAAUGGCUCCUAACCAAGAGCUGAGAGUGAGUGGAAGUCAUGACGGCUGAGAAGAGUGGUCCGGUGAUAAACGGUAAACCAGAGGACUCUAAAGACGGGGACAGCUCCAGCACCAGCUCUCGACCCAUCGGGGACUACAAUGAGAGAGGCCAAUGGAGCAACAAGAUCGAGUUCAUCCUGUCUGUGGCCGGAGAGAUCAUCGGUCUGGGCAAUGUGUGGAGGUUCCCCUACCUCUGCUACAAAAACGGAGGAGGUGCGUUCUUCGUGCCGUACGUGAUCUUCUUCAUCUGCUGUGGAAUCCCUGUGUUCUUCCUGGAGACGGCUCUGGGACAGUUUACCAGUGAAGGAGGCAUCACCUGCUGGAUGAAGGUCUGCCCUCUGUUUGAAGGUAUUGGAUAUGCAACACAGGUGAUCGAGGCCUACCUGAAUGUAUAUUACAUUGUGAUUCUGGCGUGGGCUAUUUUCUACCUCUUCCAGUGCUUCACGACUGAGCUGCCCUGGGCCGGCUGUGGUCACUACUGGAACACAGAAUACUGUGUGGACUAUUAUGGAGAAAACGCCACCAAUGUCACCAACCUCAACGCCAGCUCCCCGGUCAUUGAGUUCUGGGAGCGGAGAGUGUUGAAGAUCUCAGAUGGCAUCGAGCACAUGGGCGGAGUGCGCUGGGAGCUGGCCAUGUGUCUGGCUCUGGCCUGGUUCAUCUGCUACUUCUGCAUCUGGAAGGGCCCCAAGUCCACCGGAAAGGUGGUGUAUGUGACAGCCACGUUCCCCUAUGUGAUGUUGCUGGUGCUGCUGAUCAGAGGAGUGACGCUGCCUGGAGCCUUCGACGGAAUCAAGUUCUACCUCUACCCCGACAUCUCCCGCCUGUCCGACCCACAGGUGUGGGUGGAUGCUGGUACUCAAAUCUUCUUCUCCUAUGCCAUCUGUUUGGGCUGUCUCACUGCUUUGGGGAGUUACAACGCGUAUGACAACAACUGCUACAGGGACUGCAUCAUGCUGUGUUGUCUGAACAGUGGCACCAGCUUUGUGGCAGGUUUUGCCAUCUUCUCUGUACUGGGCUUCAUGGCCUAUGAACAGAAUGUGCCCAUCGAGGCUGUAGCCGAGUCAGGCCCAGGUCUGGCGUUCAUUGCCUACCCCAAAGCUGUGACCAUGAUGCCUCUGGCUCCGCUCUGGGCCUGCCUCUUCUUCAUGAUGCUCAUCUUCCUCGGUCUGGACAGUCAGUUUGUGUGUGUGGAGAGCUUGGUGACGGCUGUGGUGGACAUGUAUCCGGAGAUGUUUAGGAGAGGAAACCGCAGAGAGGUCUUGAUCCUGGGAAUGUCAGUGGUCUCGUUCCUCAUUGGUCUCAUUAUGUGUACAGAAGGGGGCAUGUACGUGUUCCAGCUGUUCGAUGCGUACGCGGCCAGUGGGAUGUGUCUGCUGUUUGUGGCCAUCUUUGAGUCCAUAUGUAUCGGCUGGGUCUAUGGAAGUGACAGAUUCUACCUGAACAUUGAGGAUAUGAUCGGAUACAAGCCCAUCUUCUUCAUUAAGUGGUGCUGGAUGUUCCUCACCCCAGGCAUCUGUGCUGGGAUUUUCCUGUUCUUCCUGAUUAAGUACAAGCCUCUCAAGUACAAUAACGUGUACACCUAUCCCGACUGGGGCUAUGGCAUCGGCUGGUUCAUGGCGAUGUCCUCCAUGGUCUGCAUCCCCCUCGGACUCAUCUGGAAGAUCUGGAAGACCCCCGGGACCUUCUCUGAGAGGAUGAAGAAGCUGACCACCCCGAGCCCAGACCUGAAGAUGAGGGGGAAACUGGCCGCUCUGAGUCCAUACGCCUCCAACGACGCCAAGGCCAAAGGCGACUGCAAAAUCUCCACCAUCUCAGAGAAGGAGUCGCAUUUCUAA